Messenger RNA from Sesamum indicum (sesame), 834 nucleotides. The record is from RefSeq and is a predicted model, not a curated record. NCBI's taxonomy places the organism in Eukaryota, Viridiplantae, Streptophyta, Magnoliopsida, Lamiales, Pedaliaceae.
AUGGCAUCAAGGGUCAAACUCCACCCCAUCAUAAUCCCAUUCCCUUGCAUCAAUCUUGUACUCAAGCUUGCUUCAAAGGGCUUUCUCGUUACGUUUGUUCAUCUUGAAUUUGUUCACCACACGUUGUCUAAAUCCCGUCAUGACAAACAACUGACCAAGUCGAUUUAUUCUCCGAUGCCCGUCAAUCAGGUCUUGACAUACGUUACGCAACAAUCAAUGAUGGUUUUCCUCUGGAAUACAACCGAUUUCUCCACCUGGAGGAACACUCUUAAUUCAUGGCCUGAAACAAUUGCUGAGAAGUACAACCUUGUGAAUGUCUCAGUUUCAGACAGAAACAGCAUUGGUGUUUUCUUUGAUCUACCACUCGGAACUUCCAAAACGGUCAUUUCCCAUGCAAAGAUUAGUAAGCAUGUUUUUGAAGCAAUAGCUUACGGGCUUCUGCUUAGUGAAGUUAACUUCAUUUGGGUGGUUCGGCCUGGAAUCGUGGCCUCUGAUGAUGCUAACGGUUUACCAGCUGGAUUUGAGGACGCAGUUCAAGAUAGAGGGUUGGUCGUUCCAUGGUGCAAUCAGGUUAUGGUCCUCUCAAAUCCAGCUGCUGGAGGGUUCUUUACACACUGUGGGUGGAAUUCUGAACUAGUGGUUGAUGAUUGGAAGAUUGGGAUUAAUCUUUGUGACGGAUCAUAUAUUGACAGAGAAGAAGUUGCUCUGAAGAUUAAACGCUUGAUGAGUGGAACUAUCUUAAAGGGCUUAAAUCAACGUAUCAUGGAAGUAAGGGUGAAAUUGCAUGAUGGAGUACACAUGGAUGGAUCGUCAGAGAGAAAGUUUGGCCGAUGA